Messenger RNA from Nicotiana attenuata, 3270 nucleotides. RefSeq lists its product as uncharacterized. Gene Ontology annotation, molecular function: nucleic acid binding. The record is from RefSeq and is a predicted model, not a curated record. The transcript is spliced from 5 exons. NCBI's taxonomy places the organism in Eukaryota, Viridiplantae, Streptophyta, Magnoliopsida, Solanales, Solanaceae. The coding region runs from base 1 to 3270 and encodes 1089 amino acids. Gene Ontology annotation, biological process: DNA integration.
AUGGCUGAACAGCAAGCUCUCUCUCAGAAAGUGAUGGCUGAACAGCAAGCCCUCACCACAACAGUGAGAAAUUUGGAGUGUCAAAUGGGACAGCUUGCUAGUGCUCAAAACACUAGACCAGCUGGAGCUCUUCCAAGUGACACUGAAGCCAAUCCUAGGGCGACCCUUAAUGCCGUGUCGUUGAGGAAUGGGAGACAACUCGAGGAAGUUCUAUCUAAAAAAGGGAAACAGGUGACUUUUAAUGAGAGGCCAGCCACUGUAGAAUCAACACCAGAGAAAGCCAAGGAGCCAGAGAAGCCAGCUGGAGAGGCGGUGGCUGAGCAAUCCCCACAAUUGGUUGCAAGGCCACCACCUCCAUUCCCUCAAAGACUGCAGAAAUUACGAGAUAAUGCCGCAUAUAAAAAGUUUCUUGAUAUCUUGAAGCAGUUGCAAAUCAAUAUUCCAUUGGUUGACAUCUUACAAGAAGUACCCAAAUAUGCAAAGUACAUCAAGGACAUUGUGGCGAAUAAAAGGAGGCUGACCGAGUUCGAAACUGUAGCACUCACUGAAGAGUGCAGUUCCAGAAUUCAAGGCAAGUUACCUCAGAAAUUGAAGUAUCUAGGUAGUUUGACUAUCCAAAUCACGAUUGGUAAACAUGCUGUUGGGCGAGCUCUAUGUGACCUCGGAGCAAGCAUCAAUUUGAUGCCGCUAUCUAUAUUCAGACAGUUGGGGUUGGGUGAACCACGCCUAACAACAGUUAUCUUACAGUUAGCUGACCGCUCCCUUGCUCAUCCUGAGGGAGUGAUUGAAGAUGUGCUAGUGCAAGUGGGGUCUUUCAUAUUCCCAUCUGAUUUCAUCAUCCUGGAUUACGAGCCUGAUCAGGAAGUCCCAUUUAUUUUGGGGCGUCCAUUCUUAGCCACGGGCCGAGCUAUUAUUGAUGUUUGUGAAGGAAAGAGGACAAUGAGAGUGGGUGACAGGGUGGAGGUCUUUAAUGUUUAUAAAGCACUCAAGUUACCAGCCCAUAAUGAAGAGUUAUCCAUGAUCUCUGUGGUGGAAGGUGAUGCCACAUCGUUAGUACCCUAUAUGAGCCCUGCAGAUCCUGUUGAACGAGUAUUGAUUGGGGACUUAGAAAAUAGUGAAGAUGAAAGGAUGGGAGAAAUUGAGCAAGUGCUGGAUAUGUCAUGCAGUUAUGUACAUGGGGUUAGAAAAUUUGAAGAGUUGGACAGGCCUGUCACUCUGACCCUCCCCAGGCCAUCUAUUGAAGAAGCUCCGAAGUUAGAACUCAAGCCACUUCCAGCGCAUCUGCGCUAUGCUUAUUUGGGGAACUCAGAGACACUGCCCAUGAUUAUUUCAUCCAGCUUGACCAGCACUCAAGAAGAAAAAUUGCUCAGGGUCCUCCGCGAGCAUAAAAGGGCCAUUGGGUGGACUAUAGCUGACAUCAAGGGUAUUAGUCCAUCGUUUUGCAUGCAUAAAAUCUUUCUAGAGGACGGACACCGCCCCAGUGUAGAGCAACAAAGGAGAUUAAAUCCCAUUAUGAAAGAGGUGGUGAAAAAGGAAGUAAUCAUGUUGCUCGAUGCAGGUAUCAUUUUUCCUAUUUCUGAUAGCAACCGGGUAAGCCCGGUUCAAUGUGUGCCCAAAAAGGGAGGAAUGACUGUAGUUGAGAACGAGAAGAAUGAGCUAAUCCCCACUCGCACUGUUACGGGCUGGAGAGUCUGCAUUGAUUAUAGAAGGCUCAAUAAGGCAACUCGCAAGGAUCACUUCCCACUCCCAUUCAUCGAUCAAAUGCUAGACAGGCUGCUUGAAAAAGAUGUCACUUUCAAUUUUGAUGAUGCUUGCCUCAACGCAUUUGAGGAACUUAAAAAGAAGUUGGUGACUGCCCCCAUUAUUGUGGCACCUGAUUGGUCUCUACCAUUUGAACUUAUGUGUGAUCUGAAUUACACCACCACUGAGAAGGAGUUGUUAGCCGUUGUGUGGGCCUUUGAGAAAUUCCGGGCAUACUUGGUGGGAACGAAAGUCAUAGUCCAUACGGAUCAUCCAGCAAUCAGGUCUUUGUUUACAAAAAAGGAAUCCAAAGCUCGUUUGAUGCGCUGUGUGUUGUUGCUGCAGGAAUUUGAUGUAGAAAUACAAGAUCGAAAGGGGACAGAAAACCAAGUAGCUGACCAUCUAUCAAGGUUGGAAAAUCACGAUCACGUGGAGGAGGGUGGCCAAAUUAAGAAGUCUAGAAAGCGGUUCUUACAUGAUGUGAACUUCUAUUACUGGGAUGAGCCCUAUUUGUUCAAGCAAUGUGCUGAUCAGUUGAUGAGGAGAUGCAUUCCUGAAAAAGAGGUGGAAUUAGUGUUGUAUGAUUGUCACGCAUCACCUUAUGGGGGCCAUCAUGGAGGAGAUAGAACAGCUGCAAAGGUGUUACAAUCCGAUUUUAUGGGGCCAUUUCCACCGUCCAGAGGAAACAAAUACAUUUUGCUAGCCGUUGACUACGUGUCAAAAUGGGUGGAGGCAAUUGCCUUGCCAACAAAUGAUGCCAUGGUGGUAGCUGCUUUUGUGAAAAAGAACAUAUUCUCGAGAUUUGGGACUCCACGGGCCUUAAUCAGUGAUGAAGGGACUCAUUUUUGCAAUCGAUUGUUGAGUAACCUUCUUGCUAAAUAUGGAGUUUGCCACAGAGUUGCUACAGCAUAUCAUCCGCAGACAAGUGGGCAAGCUGAGGUGUCAAACAGAGAAAUCAAGCAAAUAUUAGAGAAGACGCUGAGUGUGAAUAGGAAGGAUUGGGCUGCAAAGUUGGAUGAUGCCCUAUGGGCGUAUAGGACUGCAUAUAAAACGCCAAUUGGAGCGUCCCCCUACAAGCUGGUUUAUGGGAAGGCCUGCCACUUGCCCGUUGAGCUUGAACACAAAGCAUACUGGGCCAUUAAGAAGCUGAACAUGGACCUUGAAACCGCAGGUGAGAAAAGACUUAUGCAGUUGAAUGAGUUAGACGAGUUCAGGCUGCACUCUUAUGAAAAUGCCAAGCUAUAUAAAGAAAAGACAAAACGAUGGCAUGACAAGCAUAUCAAGCCACGUCACUUUGAGCCAUGCCAACAGGUAUUGUUAUUCAACUCUAGACUACGGCUGUUCCCUGGGAAGCUAAAGUCGAGAUGGUCAGGUCCUUUUGAGGUGGUGAGAGUCACUCCUUAUGGUGCAAUCGAGCUGCGAGCUUUAAAUAGUGAGAGAAAAUUCUUGGUGAAUGGUCAUAGAGUCAAGCAUUAUUGGGGAGGAAUGAUUAAUCGUGAAAAGACCAAGGUUGUACUGGCUGAUGAGUAA